AUGUUAAACCUUCUUGGCUGUGAAAGCGGCCUUCGUAUGUAUCCAUGUGGUAUACCUCAUUUGACCUUUGACCUUUCAACCCCAUUUGACCGCUGUCCCCCCUCUCUCCUCCAGGACAAUGGGGAGGAUGCCCACAGGAUCGCCCCCUCUCCGGUGGUCCACGUGCGGGGGCUCUGUGAGUCAGUGGUGGAGGGGGACCUGGUGGAGGCCCUGGAGAAGUUUGGCAACAUCUGGUAGGUGAUAUUUCUUGUUGUCUGUUCUGCUUUGAUGGACAUGUGGCAAUCUUUUGCCUCAUUUCCAUUACAUGGUUGCAUGUGCAUAUGAUUAUUUUAAAUGUACUAUAUUUUAAAUGUACUGCACUGUAGUGCAUUACAUAACUGUAUUCAUAGUUCAGAUUUGCACUUACUGUAACUCAGUUUUCACUUACCAGGAAGAGCCAACUACUAUAUUACUAUACAUGUUAGUUAGUAUUCUAAUACUAUUAUGCGUCUGAGCAGCUCACUGAUUGAACGCAUCAACAGAAUGUAUUGAGAUGCAUAUUUUUUCCCUGUGUGCAGUUUGAUUGUUUUUCUCCAACAAAGCCAAUGGGAUUGGACUCUUUGUCCUGUAAGAAUACAACUCCCUCUUUCUGGAUUUUUUAUCUCCCAUUGCCAUUUCUUCAGUGUUGGAAAUCCAUUUUUAAUGCAUUUAAAUGCAAAAACAAUCUCCCGGUUAUCAUAUUUCUCGUAGAAAAGGACCAUUAAGGGCUUGGAAAACCUGAAUGUAUGCCAUUUAGGACCUGUAUUUUUAGCUCAUGUCUGUCCUCUAAAUUGCCUGCUUUUAACAUCAGACCACACAUGUUUACUCAAGGGUAUAAGUGCUCUGGGGACAAACAUGAUAAUGAUACUCUUAUUGCAUGGGACUGGCUGGGGAAGUCUCAUUUGAGGCACUCACACAACGGGGAAUACACAGCAGAGGCUUAUUUGCAGAGCCCCUUCACGUUCACUUAGAGAAUCAAGAACGUUUUGAUUUGAAGUCGAGGUGAAUUUGGGUGAAAUUUGGAAAAAAUGACAAUGACCCCGUAGACGCACUCAAGUUGCUCAACUGAUAUACAACGCAUUCGGCACAACGGUGGUGACACAAGGGAGAGUUUUUCUGCACAAAAGUAUUGAUACACACGUUUUGUGGAGACACCGCACAAUGGUUGUGUAAACAUUUUUAUGCAGACAAACUCUCCAUUGUAUCACAAACAUAGCAGUUGUAUCACAACCAUUGUGUAAAAUGCGUUGUACAUCAGUUUUACAACCUGAGUGUGUACGGGGCCAAUAUGCCUGGGAUUAUUGUAAAUAUCUUCCUGCCACCAUCCAUCCCAGUGUCACUUGAUAUUUCCGUAACUCGGGGGAUCGCCGCUUUUAAGAUAUUAUGGGAUGUGGAUUUGAUUGCAGAGGACUUGACUUGUGCGCUGGUAGGGUACGUUUCCCUGUGCUGUAGUCGGAAUUGAGAUCAGGCGAGGGUAUUUUUAAGGUCGGUGCAAUAUCGAUAUACUGUAGGUCUCUGAGUACGCCAUAGGCAGACAUAUUGUGACACGGUGAACGUGAGCUGUCAGCUCCACUCAAACAGUAGCUUCAAGGACAGCAUUCACAUUAGAAUGAUGGGGAGGCUUUAUUGUGCAAUGCUAUUUAUGGGGGUGAAGAGUGUGCUCUGUCUGCAAUUUAAGUAGUGCAUUAUCUGGUACUUUUUGUUGUUGUUUCAAAAACAAUAAGGUAUAUAUUUUUUGCCUGCGGGUAUAAUGCAGUUAUAAUGUCUUAUAAUCACAAUCAUUCAAUACCAGCCAUUCUUAUUAGAUAAUGUAAGAUACUAGCUAGAUGAAUAGUUGUUGACUGUAAAAUAAAGCGUAACCAGGGGGACAUUUUAUGUUUUACUUAUGUUGAACUCUUUCUAGUUCAACAAAAAUAGAAUGCGUGGUGAAUAGCAGCACCUUAAGAGAGGCAAUAACUUACAAAGAGUUUGGUUUCUAUCUGCCGUGUUAUAAUCUCUCCACAAAUGUUACCUCAGUUUGGUUUGAGGUUCUGUUAGACAAGACAAAUUUCUACUUUUAUUUUACCAGCACUGCAUGGAGUCUGUAUAAGAAAAACAUUGAGUGAUCUAACUAGGGAAUUGGGGAGCUAAAAUUGAAUAUGGGCCACUGUGUGAAACACUGGCUAGGUCUUCAGUGUGUGGGGAUUCUUACUGUGUAUGAAUGCUGUCUCUGUUUCCCGUGGCAGGGUGUAGAUGAUUCGUGAAUGCUGAUUCUGAUUGAUAUGAUUGUUGCCAAAGGAGAGCUGUGUAAAGAGAUAUAUUAGACGUAGGGCUUGUUGCUUACUAAUUCUAAAGUUAUGAGGAUGAUAGUAUGGUUGUGGAUUGUACAUCAAUGGAUGAAGGUGUCUUCCUUUUAGGGAGUUUUUUCCUUUUGCUUGCUUUUUGGGGGCUAGGCUGAGUUACUGUAAAGCACUUUGUGACAAAUGUUGUAACCAUUGUUUUUUGGGUUGUUGUUGUUGUAAAAAAGGGUCAUAAUUUUCUUUGGAUUGAUUGAGAAGUAAGAACAUGGAUUGUUGCUUGACAAUCAUCAAAUGUCUGUAACAUGACUGAAACAAGGUUUGUUGAUUGAUUUAUUGAUUGAUUUAAUUGAUUAGAUCAUUAAAAGUAGCAGGCCUGCUCCAGCCGGUGACAACAUUACAUGAAACAGUAUUAAGGAUGAAAAGCCCUAAGGCUUAUUUCCAUUGUGGUUCUCUUUGGAAGCAAGAUGACAGGUAGUUUCAAGCUAGUUUACACUAUCACUGUUUUCAACAGAUAUUGCAUGACAGUCUGAUUUUUUUGUCGAGUGUCGCACAGCAUCCAAUAAACAGGGAUAGGAAACGUUUUCUCUGUCAUGAGACAAAAUAAUGAAACUCGCACGACAAUCGUGUGCCGUAUUCUAUAGAUGUCAUCUCAGAACCCAUAACUGCAUUUCAUGCUAGGUAGCUAUCAACAUUUUCUAAAUUUCGUCGGUCACCAGAGAUCAGCCUCGAUGUUGCAGUGGGUUACUAAUUGUGUCUUUGUCAUUGGGUCUUCCUUUGACAGCUACGUCAUGAUGAUGCCGUUCAAGCGUCAGGCGCUGGUGGAGUUUGAAGCUAUGGAGAGCGCCGACCAGUGCGUGACAUGCGGCACCAACGAAGCGGUCAACAUUGCCGGCCAGCAGGCCUUCUUCAACUACUCCACCAGCAAGAGGAUCACGCGGCCAACUAACGCCGAUGACCCCAACAGUGGCAACAAAGUCCUGCUCCUGUCCAUUCAGAACCCUCUCUAUCCCAUCACCACUGUGAGUUCAUGAACUUCAUGCCAGUUCAGUGCAAUGGUUGAGUUUACAAUGUUGACAAUAGUUUAGAUCACUAUGGUUUAGUUGACGAUGGUUUAGUUUACAAUGGUUUAGCUUUCAAUAGUUUAACUUACGGUAGUCAACCCACUGGGCACAAGCUGGUUAAAUCAACGUUGUUUCAACAUCAUUUGUUAACAUAUUGUGAUGUGGAAUCUACGUGGAAAAUACAUUGGAUUUGAAAAAUGUCAUCAAUAGUUGUUUUGAGGGGUAACAUUUCAACCACAGGAUUAUGUCAUCAUGGUAACCAAUUUUCAACAUAGACAAACCUUGUAUAAAAUAUGUUGAAUUUGUACCUUUGAAACAACGUCAGAUCUUCAACAUCCACUAUAAGAAAAAAAGCAAUAGGCUGGGCAGCACCUCUUACUGGACAGUUGAUCUAUCUACAGCUAUUCCUUCGGUCUCCCAUCCAGGGUUUUAACCAAGCCUUGCUUAGCCUUGAUAUUUGUCACUGACUAUUACCAUAAUAUAAUAAUAUAUAUGCCAUUUAGCAGAUGCUUUUAUCCAAAGUGACUUACAGUCAUGUGUGCAUACAUUUUACAUGUGGGUGGCCCUGUGGGUGGCCCAGGGAAUCGAACCCACAAUCCUGGCGUUUCAAGCGCCAUGCACUACCAACUGGGCCAUACAGGACCACUUUAUUGGCGCUGCAUGUCACGCACUGGUCGGCACUCUCCAUGGCUUCAAACUCCACCAGCACCUGGCGCUUGAACGCCAUCAUCAUGACAUAGCUGUCAAAGGAAGACCCAAUGACAAAGACACAAUUAGUAACCCACUGCAACAUCGAGGCUGAUCUCUGGUGACCGACAAAAUUUAGAAAAUUUAGAUAGCUAACUAGCAUGAAAUGUGGUUAUGGGAUCUAAGAUUACAGCUAUAGAAUACGGCACACGAUUGUCAUGCGAGUUUAGAGAGUCUGUCUUUACCAAUUUGCUAUCGUGAGAAUGAUUGUUGAGAAAUCUCACUGUUGCUAUCAAAGUCAUUCCAAAGGGUAGGUUCACAGAGCAAAUGAAAUUUAACCAUACUUUAUCAAUCAUUCUGUAUAUCAUCAAUGAUGCAAUUUAGGCCUAUAUAGCAUUUGGGAAGUAAUCAACAGCUAUUGUUUAAAUUCAGCCAAGGAUUCAACUAAAAAUAGACAAUAAAUAUAAGCCUAGGGUUUCAAGCUUUGGUUGAUUUGAAAUGAAUAAUAAAUAUGUUGGAUUCACAUCUCCAUCUCAACCAAAAUUAAAAGUUGAAGAAUAGGAUUAAAUCAAAUAAAACUGAAUUUAAAGUUAAUUUAAAGUUUGAUUUGAUUUUUUUGUCCUAUUCUUUAACAUAUAUUGUUUGGUUGAAAUGGAGACGUGACUCCAACAUAAAGAUUAUUAAUUUGUUGUCAAACUGGAAUUGAAGCGAAACUCAGUGGCACAGAUGGUGCUAUCCAAGCAGAAGAUGCACCUCCUUCAAAAGUAGAUAUUUGGUUGUGUUGACAACCAAACACAAUUCAAUAUCACUUUUGCAAUAUGGUAAAUAGCCUAAUAACUUGUCGACAAGUUAACCAAUUAUAUGUUGGAUUCUCGUCUCCAUCUCAACCAAAAAUAAAAGUUAAAGAAUAGGAUUAAGCUAGUGGCCCAGAUGGAACUAUCCAAGCAGUAGAUACAGUGGCUUGCGAAAGAAUUCACCCCCGUUGGCAUUUUUCCUAUUUUGUUGCCUUACAACCUGGAAUUAAAUUUGAUUUUUGAGGGGUUUGUAUCAUUUGAUUUACACAACAUGCCUACCACUUUGAAUAUGCAAUUAUAAUUUUUUUGUGAAACAAAUAAGAAAUAAGACAAAAAAACAGAAAACUUGUGCGUGCAUAACUAUUCACCCCCCCAAAGUCAAUACUUUGUAGAGCCACCUUUUGCAGCAAUUACAGCAGCAGGUCUCUUGGGGUAUGUCUCUAUAAGCUUGGCACAUCUAGCCACUGGGAUUGUUGCCCAUUCUUUAAGGGAAAACUGCUCCAGCUCCUUCAAGUUGGAUGGGUUCCGCUGGUGUACAGCAAUCUUUAAGUCAUACCACAGAUUCUCAAUUGGAUUGAGGUCUGGGCUUUGACCAGGCCAUUCCAAGACAUUUAAAUGUUUCCCCUUAAACCACUCAAGUGUUGCUUUAGCAGUAUGCUUAGGGUCAUUGUCCUGCUGAAGGUGAACCUCCGUCCGAGUCUCAGAUCUCUGGAAGACUGAAACAGGUUUCCCUCAAGAAUUUCCCUGUAUUUAGCGCCAUCCAUCAUUCCUUCAAUUCUGACCAGUUUCCCAGUCCCUGCCGAUGAAAAACAUACCCCACAGCAUGAUGCUGCCACUACCAUGCUUCACUGUGGGGAUGGUGUUCUCGGGGUGAUGAGAGGUGUUGGGUUUGCGCCAGAUAUAGCGUUUUCCUUGAUGGCCAAAAAGCUCAAUAUUAGUCUCAUCUGACCAGAGUACCUUCUUCCAUAUGUUUGGGGAGUCUCCCACAUGCCUUUUGGCGAACACCAAACGUGUUUGCUUAUUCUUUUCUUUAAGCAAUGGCUUUUUUCACUCUUCUGUAAAGCCCAGCUCUGUGGAGUGUACUGCUUAAAGUGGUCCUAUGGACCAAUCUCCGCUGUGGAGCUUUGCAGCUCCUUCAGGGUUAUCUUUGGUCUCUUUGUUGCCUCUCUGAUUAAUGCCCUCCUUGCCUGGUCCGUGAGUUUUGGUGGGCGGCCCUCUCUUGCAGGUUUGUUGUGGUGCCAUAUUCUUUCAAUUUUUUAAUAAUGGAUUUAAUGGUUCUCUGUGGGAUGUUCAAAGUUUCAGCUUUUUUUUAUAACCCAACCCUGAUCUGUACUUCUCCACAACUUUGUCCCUGACCUGUUUGGAGAGCUCCUUGGUCUUCAUGGUGCCGCUUACUUGGUGGUGCCCCUUGCUUAGUGGUGUUGCAGACUCUGGGGCCUUUCAGAACAGGUGUAUAUAUACUGAGAUUAUGUGACAGAUCAUGUGACACUUAGAUUGCACACAGAUGGACUUUAUUUAACUAAUUAUGUGACUUCUGAAGGUAAUUGGUUGCACCAUAUCUUAUUUAGGGGCUUCAUAGCAAAGGGGGUGAAUACAGACAGUGGGGGAAAAAAGUAUUUAGUCAGCCACCAAUUGUGCAAGUUCUCCCACUUAAAAAGAUGAGAGAGGCCUGUAAUUUUCAUCAUAGGUACACGUCAACUAUGACAGACAAAAUGAGAAAAAAAAAUCCAGAAAAUCACAUUGUAGGAUUUUUAAUGAAUUUAUUUGCAAAUUAUGGUGGAAAAUAAGUAUUUGGUCAAUAACAAAAGUUUCUCAAUACUUUGUUAUAUACCCUUUGUUGGCAAUGACACAGGUCAAACGUUUUCUGUAAGUCUUCACAAGGUUUUCACACACUGUUGCUGGUAUUUUGGCCCAUUCCUCCAUGCAUAUCUCCUCUAGAGCAGUGAUGUUUUGGGGCUGUCGCUGGGCAACACAGACUUUCAACUCCCUCCAAAGAUUUUCUAUGGGGUUGAGAUCUGGAGACUGGCUAGGCCACUCCAGGACCUUGAAAUGCUUCUUACGAAGCCACUCCUUCGUUGCCCGGACGGUGUGUUUGGGAUCAUUGUCAUGCUGAAAGACCCAGCCACGUUUCAUCUUCAAUGCCCUUGCUGAUGGAAGGAGGGUUUCACUCAAAAUCUCACGAUACAUGGCCCCAUUCAUUCUUUCCUUUACACGGAUCAGUCGUCCUGGUCCCUUUGCAGAAAAACAGCCCCAAAGCAUGAUGUUUCCACUCCCAUGCUUCAGAGUAGGUAUGGUGUUCUUUGGAUGCAACUCAGUAUUCUUUGUCCUCCAAACACGACGAGUUGAGUUUUUACCAAAAAGUUAUAUUUCGGUUUCAUCUGACAUUCUCCCAAUCCUCUUCUGGAUCAUCCAAAUGCACUCUAGCAAACUUCAGACGGGCCUGGACAUGUACUGGCUUAAGCAGGGGGACACGUCUGGCACUGCAGGAUUUGAGUCCCUGGUGGCGUAGUGUGUUACUGAUGGUAGGCUUUGUUACUUUGGUCCCAGCUCUCUGCAGGUCAUUCACUAGGUCCCCCCGUGUGGUUCUGGGAUUUUUGCUCACCGUUCUUGUGAUCAUUUUGACCCCACGGGGUGAGAUCUUGCGUGGAGCCCCAGAUCGAGGGAGAUUAUCAGUGGUCUUGUAUGUCUUCCAUUUCCUAAUAAUUGCUCCCACAGUUGAUUUCUUCAAACCAAGCUGCUUACCUAUUGCUGAUUCAGUCUUCCCAGCCUGGUGCAGGUCUACAAUUUUGUUUCUGGUGUCCUUUGACAGCUCUUUGGUCUUGGCCAUAGUGGUGUUUGGAGUGUGACUGUUUGAGGUUGUGGACAGGUGUCUUUUAUACUGAUAACAAGUUCAAACAGGUGCCAUUAAUACAGGUAACGAGUGGAGGACAGAGGAGCCUCUUAAAGAAGAAGCUACAGGUCUGUGAGAGCCAGAAAUCUUGCUUGUUUGUAGGUGACCAAAUACUUAUUUUCCACCAUAAUUUGCAAAUAAAUUCAUUAAAAAUCCUACAAUGUGAUUUUCUGGAGAAAAAAAAUCUCAAUUUGUCUGUCAUAGUUGACGUGUACCUAUGAUGAAAAUUACAGGCCUCUCUCAUCUUUUUAAGUGGGAGAACUUGCACAAUUGGUGGCUGACUAAAUACCUUUUUUCCCCCACUCUAUGCACGCACCACUUUUCCUUUAUAUAUAUUUUUUACUUUUUUGAAACAAGUUAUUUUUUAAAUUUCACUUCACCAAUUUGGACUAUUUUGUGUAUGUCCAUUACAUGAAAUCCAAAUAAAAAUCCAUAUAAAUUACAGGUUGUAAUGCAACAAAAUAGGAAAUACGCCAAAGAGGAUGAAUAAUUUUUAGGGAAAAAGUAUUUGAUCCCCUGCUGAUUUUGUACGUUUGCCCACUGACAAAGAAAUGAUCAGUCUAUAAUUUUAAUGGUAGGUUUAUUUGAACAGUGAGAGACAGAAUAACAACAACAACAAAAAAUCCAGAAAAACGCAUGUCAAAAAUGUUAUAAAUUGAUUUGCAUUUUAAUGAGGGAAAUAAGUAUUUGACCCCCUCUCAAUCAGAAAGAUUUCUGGCUCCCAGAUGUCUUUUAUACAGGUAACGAGCUGAGAUUAGGAGCACACUCUAAAGGGAGUGCUCCUAAUCUCAGUUUGUUACCUGUAUAAAACACACCUGUCCACAGAAGCAAUCAAUCAAUCAGAUUCCAAACUCUCCACCAUGGCCAAGACCAAAGAGCUCUCCAAGGAUGUCAGGGACAAAGUUGUAGACCUACACAAUGCUGGAAUGGGCUACAAGACCAUCGCCAAGCAGCGAUUAUUCGCAAAUGGAAGAAACACAAAAGAAAACUGUCAAUCUCCCUCUGCCUGGGGCUCCAUGCAAGAUCUCACCUCGUGGAGUUGCAAUGAUCAUGAGAACGGUGAGGAAUCAGCCCAGAAGUACACGGGAGGAUCUUGUCAAUGAUCUCAAGGCAGCUGGGACCAUAGUCACCAAGAAAACAAUUGGUAACACACUACGCCGUGAAGGACUGAAAUCCUGCAGCGCCCGCAAGGUCCCUUUGCUCAAGAAAGCACAUAUACAUGCCCGUCUGAAGUUUGCCAAUGAACAUCUGAAUGAUUCAGAGGAGAACUGGGUGAAAGUGUUGUGGUCAGAUGAGACCAAAAUGGAGCUCUUUGGCAUCAACCCAACUCGCCGUGUUUGGAGGAGGAGGAAUGCUGCCUAUGACCCCAAGAACACCAUCCCCACCGUCAAACAUGGAGGUGGAAACAUUAUGCUUUGGGGGUGUUUUUCUGCUAAGGGGACAGGACAACUUCACCGCAUCAAAGGGACGAUGGACGGGGCCAUGUACCGUCAAAUCUUGGGUGAGAACCUCCUUCCCUCAGCCAAGGCAUUGAAAAUGGGUCGUGGAUGGGUAUUCCUGCAUGACAAUGACCCAAAACACACGGCCAAGGCAACAAAGGAGUGGCUCAAGAAGAAGCACAUUAAGGUCCUGGAGUGGCCUAGCCAGUCUCCAGACCUUAAUCCCAUAGAAAAUCUGUGGAGGGAGCUGAAGGUUCAAGUUGCCAAACGUCAGCCUCGAAACCUUAAUGACUUGGAGAAGAUCUGCAAAGAGGAGUGGGACAAAAUCCCUCCUGAGAUGUGUGCAAACCUGGUGGCCAACUACAAGAAAUGUCUGACCUCUGUGAUUGCCAACAAGGGUUUUUCCACCAAGUACUAAGUCAUGUUUUGCAGAGGGGUCAAAUACUUAUUUCCCUCAUUAAAAUGCAAAUCAAUUUAUAACAUUUUUGACAUGCGUUCUUCUGGAUUUUUUUGUUGUUAUUCUGUCUCUCACUGUUCAAAUAAACUUACCAUUAAAAUUAUAGACUGAUAAUUUCUUUGUCAGUGGGCAAACGUACAAAAUCAGCAGGGGAUCAAAUACUUUUUUCCCUCACUGUACAUAUCCUUUAAAUGUUGAUAUUUGGUUGCGUUGUCAACCAAACACAAUUCAAUAUUGCUUUUGUAAGACAGUAAAUAGCAUAAUGUUAAGGCUAUCUUACAAACUAAUAUAACAGUAUUUAUUCAACCUUAAAAUGAGUAACACAUCCAUGGCUACAUUUUGAGGUUACUGUAACAAUAAACGUUUUCUUAUGUAAUCAUAGAAAGCGUUCAGGGUCGCAGGUCUGUAGAAAUCUUUGCAAUUGCAAUAAUAAUCUUGACAAAAUCUCAAACGGCAUUGAUCAUUUCCACCAUGUACUUUAAUGUAAUCUCAGGUAACUGCAAUCCAGGUCAUGUGAUUGUGCUAUUAGAUCAAGCACAGUGAUAACACAUUAAGUUGUUGUAUCUAAAUAAACUAAAUAUCUGACAUUGUAUUCCCAUUUGAUCUUUGGUGUGCUUUUAAAUGGUGGAAAGCGCAGUGAUAACACAUUUAGGUGAAAACUAAACCAAAAAUCUGACAUUGAUUUUCCAUUGGAAUUUGGUUGUGCUUUUAGAUGGUUGAAAGCAUAGUGAUAACACAUUGGGAAUUCAACAAACUUUUGUCUGUCUUUUUGAGUGGGUGAAAAUAGGUUGGAACCACAUUGAUCAAUGUAUCUACCAAAUAUGACCCAAUUCUCCACGUUGAAAUGCCCAGUGGGGCAUUUACAAUGGUGUUGCUUACGAUGACUUAGUGUACAACGAUUUAGCUUGGAUUUCCCGAAAGCCUUGUAGCUAAUGUGGCAUGUUAUUUAUCUCAACAACCCAGCUGCUCAGCCACAAGAGAGUAACGUAAAGUCUAAAAUGUAUGUUUAAUUGACAGCCAAUCUUCUAUCCAUGAACAAAUAUAAUCAAAAGAAGCAAGAAUAAAUACUCUUCUACUUGUGGUGUUGGUCUGGGUCAUCGAGGAAAAUACCACAUGAACUACUAAGCUUUCAGGAAACUCACCCCUGAAUUGUUACUUAUUAUUGUGUUAAUUAUGGCAUUAGUCAGAACCCAGUCAUUGCUCUUCUGUCUUCUAGGAUGUUCUAUACACAGUCUGCAAUCCCAUAGGCAACGUGCUGCGAAUUGUCAUCUUCAAACGCAAUGGAAUCCAGGCCAUGGUGGAAUAUCCUUUCUGGAGUCAAGCUGGGCUACUGCAGGCGUGUGUGCGUGCGUGUGUGUGUGUCCGUGUGUGUGUGUCCGUGCAUGCACUGUAGAUGCAUGUCUAUGUGUGUGGAUUCAGGAGUCUGUCUGUAUGAGUGAUUCUCACAAACAAACACAAACAAACACACACACACACUCAGGCUGUAAAAAGGUUCAGAAUGUCGGAAGCAGUGUGUGUGUGUGUGUGUGCGUGUGUAUGAGUGUGUGUGUGUGUGUGUGUGUGUGUGUGUGUGUAUGAGUGUGUGUGUGUGUGUCUAUUAUGGUUUGCACACCUCCAGUAUGUGUAGUGGGUUAGAGGCCCUAUUUUAACAUACUCUUCAUUACGCAAGCCUUAUAUCAGAUUAACAACCUAUGUAAUAAUUAGCAUGUUGUAGGCCAGUCCGUGCAUGCACUUCUGGAGUGUGAACCACAUUUGUGUUCAGUUUUGGUAUUUUCUUGGAAAAAAUAAUCAACAAUGGGAAGUACUUUUUAACUGAUAUAAUGAAGUACUGAUAAACCUAGUUCAUAGUAAUUUGAUAACUAAUUCCCAUAUUGUUCCCUUAUUUAUAGUCACAUUGUAACACAAUGGGCCUCUGUUUAUAUUUACUGUCUAGCAUUAUAAGACAUUUCACUUUGUCCCCAAGUUGGCUCAUUAUGUAGAUCAUGUACAGCUAUCAGUCUCUACAGUUUCUUGCUAAUGGUACCACCAGGAGCAGAGAUUGGCCAAUGGAAACUCAGGAGACAAGGGAUUGUGUCACUGUUGUGUCAGGUUUGGGUUUUAUGGGAGAUGGAUGCUUAAAUCCCCUGUUUUAUUGCCACUGGGAUGUGGUUGCUAUGGCAAUGGGGGUUUCUAAGGCACUCUGUGUUGUAUGUGUGUUUGAUCUGAUCUGUGGUGUGUUCCAAUGGGUGUACCAUCACAUACUGUAUUUGAUCAUAUAAUAUUUUAAGACAUAGGCUCAAGAAGCGAGAAAUAGAAGACAAUUUGGCCCACCUCGAUUAGAUUUCAAUUCUAUUAUAUUAGCACAACCAUUUUGGACCUUUUUAUGCUGUUAGGUUUUUAUAGUGAUUUUACUUUUACUACCUAAUUUGCAUAACGAUCUGCUCGUCUGCAUUUUACUGGAACCAGAGCAGCUUGAUAAGAUUUCAUGAUGGUUAGAGUGACUCAGCCCAUUGUAAUUGUGCUUUAGAGUAGCUGUAAUCAGCUCAGUCACUGCCAAUAAGGUUCUAGAAAAGGGCCUUGUUCAAAUACUCUUAAAAUUAAUCCUUCCUUCCUCCCUUCUUCAACUAAUCACUGAUUUGACAUGAAUGGAUUGAUGUAAGCAAGCAUUCCAUUGUAUUGCACCAAUUACGCCAUGUCAGAUCAGUGAUUACAAGAAAGCGAGGGAGGAAAGAUGCUUUUUAGGAGGAUUCGAACAGGGCCCUAUUCUAUUACCUAAUCUGCAAUUGCUGAGCUUAUUACAGCUUCUCUGAAGCAGAAUUACAUUGGGCUGAGUGACCCAAGAGUAUGCAAACAGCCUUAGUCGUCUGUAGGGUGGCUUGUGGUUCUUGCUCCAUCUCCUAUGUUUUUGCCUUCUGGUCAUUGUGAUUCUACACUGAUCUACUCUGUUUGCCACACAACGUUUUGAAUUCCACUGAGAUCCUCCCGUUUGCUCUUCCUUAAUGGUGUUUCCACAUUUGAAACUGUCAAAAUCGCCCAGAAGGCGAAAUCGGCUCUCAACGGAGCAGACAUAUACGCCGGCAGCUGCACCCUGAAGAUCGAAUACGCUCGGGUAAACACACAUACUCACAAACCCACAUACACACACAGUGCUCACACACACUCCACCAGCAUCCCUGUGGACCCCUAACACACAUGCAGCGGUGCUCUGCUCUCUCUCCCCAUGCAGCCCACGCGACUCAACGUCCUCCGCAACGACAAUGAUAGCUGGGACUACACAAAGCCCUUUCUCGUCAGGCGAGGUACGAUAUCCUUCCUUCUCUGCUGUAUCUCUUCCUGUACUAGGGUUGUAUUCAUUAGGUAGCAAACUGAAGAAAACGGACUGGAACAAGGAGAGAAUACCUGGACUUGUCCUGUAAAAAACGCUCAUUGUAGUUCUCUGUUGCAAAACGUUUUUAAACCAUUCUCAGUUGCAUGCUCUAAUGAAUACGACAUUUGUGUGUGUGCGUUGUGUGUGUCACAAAUAUGGUGAGCAGAGCAACCCUCAAAUCUGUAGCCGUGGUUGUUAAACCAUUUCAAAACCCUUUCAACCUUCACACUCCUACAGACACAUAAUCAGCUGAAAUGGGCUGUGACAAGAAAUGAGUUCUGCCAUUGUGGUUUUACAUUCGUUCCUUAAAGAGCGGCCAUGAAUCUCAAUUUGCCAGUUCGUCUGUUGUUUUCUCUUCAACAUUAGGCCUCAGUCUUUGUCCCUGCCAAGUCUUCUUCAUUGCCUAACUAAAAUGAGCCAAAAUAGCCUCUGUUAAAAAAAGAUUUGUUCUCUUUGUUCCAUCAGAGAACAUUGGUUACAUACAUAUCCUUCUGUUUUACGUAUUAAUAGAAAUGUCAGAUUUUGCUGAUGAUGGGCACACUGUCUGUGUACCACAUCAAAUCAAAUCAAAUCAAAUUUUAUUUGCCACAUGCGCCGAAUACAACAGGUGUAGACAUUACCGUGAAAUGCUUACUUACAGCCCUUAACCAACAAUGCAUUUAUUUCUUAAUAAAAAAGUAAAAUAAAACAACAACAACAAAAAAGUGUUGAGAAAAAAAGAGCAGAAGUAAAAUAAAAUAACAGUAGAGAGGCUAUAUACAGGGGGGUACCCUGUGGGUAGAGUUAAAGUGACUAUACAUAAAUAAUUAACAGAGUAGCAGCAGCGUAAAAAGAUGAGGUGGGGGUGCAAAUAGUCCGGGUAGCCAUGAUUAGCUGUUCAGGAGUCUUAUGGGUUGGGCGUAGAAGCUGUUGAGAAGCCUUUUGGACCUAGACUUGGCGCUCCGGUACAGCUUGCCGUGCGGUAGCAGAGAGAACAGUCUAUGACUAGGGUGGCUGGAGUCUUUGAUAAUUUUGAGGGCCUUCCUCUGACACCGCCUGGUAUAGAGGUCCUGGAUGGCAGGAAGCUUGGCCCCAGUGAUGUACUGGGCCGUACGCACUACCCUCUGUAGUGCCUUGCGGUCGGAGGCCGAGCAGUUGCCAUACCAGGCGAUGAUGCAACCAGUCAGGAUGCUCUCGAUGGUGCAGCUGUAUAACUUUUUGAGGAUCUGAGGACCCAUGCCAAAUCUUUUCAGUCUCCUGAGGGGGAAUAGGCUUUGUCGUGCCCUCUUCACGACUGUCUUGGUGUGUUUGGACCAUGAUAGUUCGUUGGUGAUGUGGACACCAAGGAACUUGAAACUCUCAACCUGUUCCACUACAGCCCCGUCGAUGAGAAUGGGGGCGUGCUCAGUCCUCUUUUUUUCCCUGUAGUCCACAAUCAUCUCCUUUGUCUUGGUCACGUUGAGGGAAAGGUUGUUAUUCUGGCACCACACGGCCAGGUCUCUGACCUCCUCCCUAUAGGCUGUCUCAUCGUUGUCGGUGAUCAGGCCUACCACUGUUGUGUCGUCGGCAAACUUAAUGAUGGUGUUGGAGUCAUGCCUGGCCAUGCAGUCAUGGGUGAACAGGGAGUACAGGAGGGGACUGAGCACACACCCCUGAGGGGCCCCCGUGUUGAGGAUCAGUGUGGCAGAUGUGUUGUUACCUACCCUUACCACCUGGGGGUGGCCCGUCAGGAAGUCCAGGAUCCAGUUGCAGAGGGAGGUGUUUAGUCCCAGGAUCCUUAGCUUAGUGAUGAGCUUUGAGGGCACUAUGGUGUUGAAUGCUGAGCUGUAGUCAAUGAAUAGCAUUCUCACAUAGGUGUUCCUCUUGUCCAGGUGGGAAAGGGCAGUGUGGAGUGCAAUAGAGAUUGCGUCAUCUGUGGAUCUGUUGGGGCGGUAUGCAAAUUGGAGUGGGUCUAGGGUUUCUGGGAUAAUGGUGUUGAUGUGAGCCAUGACCAGCCUUUCAAAGCACUUCAUGGCUACAGACGUCAGUGCUACGGGUCGGUAGUCAUUACAUUUAGGCAGGUUAUCUUAGUGUCCUUGGGCACGGGGACUAUGGUGGUCUGCUUGAGACAUGUUGGUAUUACAGACUCAGUCAGGGACAUGUUGAAAAUGUCGGUGAAGACACUUGCCAGUUGGUCAGCACAUGCUUGGAGUACACGUCCUGGUAAUCCAUCUGGCCCUGCGGCCUUGUGAAUGUUGACCAGCUUAAAAGUCUUACUCACAUCGUCUACGGAGAGCGUGAUCACAUAGUCAUCCGGAACAGCUGGUGCUCUCAUGCAUGCUUCAGUGUUGCUUGCCUCGAAGCGAGCAUAGAAGUGGUUUGGCUCGUCUGGUAGGCUUAUGUCACUGGGCAGCUCGCGGCUGUGCUUCCCUUUGUAAAUAUAAUAUAAUAAUAUGCCAUUUAGCAGAUGCUUUUAUCCAAAGCGACUUACAGUCAUGCGUGCAUACAUUUUUGUGCAUGGGUGGUCCCGGGGAUUGAACCUACUACCCUGGCGUUACAAGCACCGUGCUCUACCAGCUGAGCUACAGAGGACCACUUUGUAGUCUGUAAUAGUUUUCAAGCCCUGCCACAUCCGACGAGCGUCAGAGCCGGUGUAGUACGAUUCAAUCUUAGUCCUGUAUUGACUCUUUGCCUGUUUGAUGGUUCGUCUGAGGGCAUAGCGGGAAUUCUUAUAAGCGUCCGGGUUAGAGUGCCGCUCCUUGAAAGCGGCAGCUCUACCCUUUAGCUCAGUGCGGAUGUUGCCUGUAAUCCAUGGCUUCUGGUUGGGGAAUGUACGUACGGUCACUGUGGGGAUGACGUCAUCGAUGCACUUAUUGAUGAAGCCAGUGACUGAUGUGGUGUACUCCUCAAUGCUAUCUGAAGAAUCCCGGAACAUGUUCCAGUCUGUGCUAGCAAAACAGUCCUGUAGCUUAGCAUCUGUGUCAUCUGACCACUUUUUUAUUAACUGAGUCACUGGUGCUUCCUGCUUUAGUUUUUGCUUAUAAGCAGGAAUCAGGAGGAUAGAGUUAUGGUCAGUUUGCCAAAUGGAGGGCGAGGGAGAGCUUUGUAUGCGUCUCUGUGUGUGGAGUAAAGGUGGUCUAGAGUUUUUUUUCCCUCUGGUUGCACAUUUAACAUGCUGGUAGAAAUUAGGUAGAACGGAUUUAAGUUUCCCUGCAUUAAAGUCCCCGGCCACUAGGAGCGCUGCCUAGUGUUGUAGCUUGCUGUUACUUUAGCGCCCCCUACUGCUCAGUGCUGCAGGUCAGAGUGGGUACGGCCCAGUCGUCACUGUCUAGUACAGGGUUUCCCAAACUCGGUCCUGAGCCCGGGUGCACAUUUUGAUUUUUGCCCUAGUACUACACAGCUGAUUCAAAUACCCAACUCAUCAUCAAGCUUUGAUUAUUUGAAUCAGCUGUGUAGUGCUAGGGCAAAAACUAAAACGUGCACCCCAGGGGGGGCCCUAGGACCGAGUUUGGGAAACCCUGUUCUAGUAGUACCUUCACUUAAUAAUCACUAAUUGUAUUUUAUCCACUAACCCCAAUCUUAUAUUAUCCAGAUGUGUUUACAUACUUAGUUAGGAAGAGAGACAUCUGAUUGAAUCAAGUCCUGAUGGUGUAUACAUACUCUAAGAAGCAAAUAAAUAUUUUAUUGCAACCAAUCAAUCCCUUUUUACAUCAGCAGUUGUCACAAAGUGCUAUACAGAUACCCAGCCUUAAACUCCAAAGAGCAAGCAAUGCAGAUGUAGAAGCACAGUGGCUAGGAAAAACUCCCUAGAAAGGAAGGAACUGAGGAAAAAAACCUAGAGAGGAACAGGCUCUGAGGGGUGGCCAGUCCUCAUCUGCCUGUGCCGGGCGGGGAUUAUAACAGUACAUGGUCAAUUAGGCCAGAUCGUUCUUCAAGACAUUCAUAGAUGACCAGCAGGGUCAACAGUUUAACACCUCAGGAGUAAAUGUCAGUUGGCUUUUCAUAGCCGAGAAAGGAUUCAAGUAUCUGUGAAAACAGAUAAAUAACAGAUAUAUUCAUAGUCGCACGUUUCGUCACAAUAUUGUUUAGAAUGUAUGUUUUAGGACUGAUGCCCAGCUGAGCAUUCUACUCAAUGGAUGCUGAUUUUGUCUAAAGUGCAUUACUGUAGCUUUGAAACCCGAUGUCAUUUCAAAAGGAGGCAAAUCAUUUGUAGGACAAGCUUUUGUCAUCAUUGGGAUGUCACCAGAUUGACUUUAGAUACAGUAAAACUUUAGCUAGCUAGCUUGCUAAGAUUGAGGGGAGAGCAUUGGCAUUUUAGCUAGCUAACAUUAGCAUUGCUAGUUAUUUCUGACAAACUUUUCUAGCUGAUGGCAAAAUUGCCAUCUCUCUAAAAUAAACUUGACGACAAUGAUGGCAAAGUUGUUUUGUACAAAUUAUUUGUCUACUUUAGCAAUGUCAUCGUAUUUCCAGGUCACUAUAGUGUACAUUUGACGAAACAGUCAUUAGCCCCCCUUCAGAAAAACUGAGCAUUAAAAAUCAGACAUCAAUAUGCUGCAGCAUUUGUAGAACGUUUGUUGAUAACAAUGGCAACAACGCGACCGAGUGACAGAGGUGCAAAAAUGAAUAUGCCUCCACUUCUAUCAGUCUGUCCUUGAACAUUGGAUGUUUUUAUCUAAUACAGCCAGUCUUUGAAAAAUAAAAGCAUUCAUCCCUUUGCCGUGGCCAUGGUAGCCUACAUUGCAUGGUACAAAUGCUGACACAAAAUAUUGAAAUACAAUAAGCAAGCUCAAACCCUUGGAUUUGUCAGUGUUGAGUAGAUCCAGAGAAUAAAGCAACAUGGAUGAAAGGGCUAUUGCUAAUCCCCCCCCUUUAAUCUUUCAUUUUAUCAUCUAUCUAUCUUACUACUCAAUUGGUAAAAAUAUUAUAGAAUCUGUUCAUAACAGACCUUGACUUUGCUGAGCCUACACCAAUGAAUCGAUGCAUAUUAAUUUGAUAUACAGAUACAGUUGAAGUCGGAAGUUUACAUACACUUAGGUUGGAGUCAUUAAAACUCGUUUUUCAACCACUCCACAAAUUAACAAAUUAUAGUUUUGGCAAGUCGGUUAGGACAUCUACUUUGUGCAUGACACAAGUAAUUUUUCCAACAAUUGUUUACAGACAGAUUAUUUCACUUAUAAUUCACUGUAUCACAAUUCCAGUGGGUCAGAAGUUUACAUACACUAAGUUGACUGUGCCUUUAAACAGCUUGGAAAAUUCCAGAAAAUGAUGUCAUGGCUUUAGAAGCUUCUGAUAGGCUAAUUGACAUCAUUUGAGUCAAUUGGAGGUGUACCUGUGGAUGUAUUUCAAGGCCUACCUUCAAACUCAGUGCCUCUUUGCUUGACAUCAUGGGAAAAUCAAAAGAAAUCAGCCAAGACCUCAGAUUUUUUUUUUUUGACCUCCACAGGUCUGGUUCAUCCUUAGGAGCAAUUUCCAAACGCCUGAAGGUACCACGUUCAUCUGUACAAACAAUAGUACGCAAGAAUAAACACCAUGGGACCACGCAGCCGUCAUACCGCUCAGGAAGGAGACGCGUUCUGUCUCCUAGAGAUGAACGUACUUUGGUGUGAAAAGUGCAAAUCAAUCCCAGAACAACAGCAAAGGACCUUCUGAAGAUGCUGGAGGAAACAGGUACAAAAGUAUCUAUAUCCACAGUAAAACGAGUCCUAUAUCGAUAUAACCUGAAAGGCUGCUCAGCAAGGAAGAAUCCACUGCUCCAAAACCGACAUAAAAAAGACAGACUACGGUUUGCAACUACACAUGGAUCAUACUUUUUGGAGAAAUGUUCUCUGGUCUGAUGAAACACAAAUAGAACUGUUUGGCCAUAAUGACCAUUGUUAUGUUUGGAGGAAAAAGGGGGUAACUUGCAAGCCGAAGAACACCAUCCCAACCGUGAAGCACGGGGGUGGCAGCAUCAUGCUGUGGGGGUGCUUUGCUGCAGGAGGGACUGGUGUACUUCACAAAAUAGAUGGCAUCAUGAGGAAGGAAAAUUAUGUGGAUAUAUUGAAGCAACAUCUCAAGACAUCAGUCAGGAAGUUAAAGCUUGGUCGUAAAUGGGUCUUCCAAAUGGACAAUGACCCCAAGCAUACUUCCAAAGUUGUGACAAAAUGGCUUAAGGACAACAAAGUCAAGGUAUUGAAGUGGCCAUCACAAAGCCCUGACCUCAAUCCUAUAGAACAUUUGUGGGCAGAACUGAAAAAGCGUGUGCGAGCAAGGAGGCCUACAAACCUGACUCAGUUACACCAGCUCUGUCAGGAGGAAUGGGCCAAAAUUCACCCAACUUAUUGUGUGAAGCUUGUGGAAGGCUACCCGAAACAUUUGACCCAAGUUAAACAAUUUAAAGGCAAUGCUACCAAAUACUAAUUGAGUGUAUGUAAACUUCUGACCCACUGGGAAUGUGAUGAAAUAAAUAAAAGCUGAAAUAAAUCAUUCUCUCUACUAUUAUUCUGACAUUUCACAUUCUUAAAAUAAAGUGGUGAUCCUAACUGACCUAAAACAGGGAAUUUUUACUAGGAUUAAAUGUCAGGAACUGUGAAAAACUGAGUUUAAAGUAUUUGGCAAAGGUGUAUGUAAACUUCAGACUUCAACUGUAUACAAUAGCAAUGUCCCCACACCAAAUAUUAUAGCAUUACAAUGCUCAAUAAAAGAGAACCCUUGGUCUCUGAAUUUGAAGCUCUGAUGUACUGGGGAAGCUUCAACAAUAUGUCCUCAGUAUGAGGUGCCGUAGAUAGACUACAGCCCAUAAUCAUAUUAAUAUAAAUGGGAGCAUGGAUUUUAACCAAGCAGAAAGCCUGCUUUGUGUGACUUGGGCUUGAUUAAACAUCAGUUGGACGGUGUGAUUGACACGCCAGCCCGGAUUCCCAUUCUCUCUCCACAAAUGGAGGGUAAACAAUGUCUUAUCACCCACAAUCCAGGGCUGCUUUCCAAUCGAUCGCCUUGCCGUGUAUUGGAUUUGAAGGUCUGUUUGACUUUGACGGCGUCAAGGACUUUUUGCCGUGGAGUUGAAGAUGUGUGGUCAGCUUCCAAUUGUUUUUAUUGACCGGAGGAAGGAGAGAGACAAGCAACUAGAAAAAUAGCAAGAGGCUGAAAAUAUAAUGCUGACAUGAUAAAAGGCUGAAUAAUAAUGGAUUGGAAGCCCUUUAGUGCAAACAGAGAAAACUGAAAAUAAAACAGCCCCACAUAAUCCUCUUGAGCCGCAGACGGUAAAUUUAAAUCCUAAUCAGCUUGCAUUUUGGGGAAACUGAAAUGCUAUAUUUGCACUUGAGGCCCUUACCAUAUCAGAUGCUCUUCAAAAAGGAUUUGUUCGGUGUAUAUACAGUAGCUUAUUAUACAAACAUAGAGAAGGACAGCCUGUAAAUAGAUGGAAUAGAUGUAUGCCUUAUUAAACAUUUAACUAAGACACAAGAGACAUGUCACAAGAGACAUCUCUUACCCCUUAUCUUUAAAAACCGUUUCACAGUAUAAUGUUUGUCGCUCUAUAGUUUUUUAUUUAUUGAUCCCCUAAGUACUCCCAGGUUUAUGUGGGCAGAUACAAUUUCGAUAGAUUUAUCCCAACUACUGGGAUGACGUCAUAGUCAGAGGCCUCUCUCUCUCUCUCUCUCUCUCGUCUCCUCACUCUCUCCCCCCUCCCUCUUUCUCUCUCUCUGCCACUCUGUCAGGUGAAUGGCGAACCUGUCGGCUCAGCGCAAGCAUCAAGGUCACUCCUCCUCUCCUCUCAUUUAAUCCUUCUCCUCUCCCCUCUCUUUAUGGUUUCUGUACAAAUAUGGCAACCCACCAAUCCCACCGGUUCCUACCCGCCUAACUGCACAUUUUGUACCAAUUAGCUUAGCUCUGCAUGAGCUUGGUCCCCCGCGGCCUGCGGGAGCUGGCGAGAGGAAGGCAUGCAUUCUCGUUUAACUCAGCGCCGCACCUUCCGUUUGUGUCUGCGUGUGCAUCACCAGUUCUCUCUCGCAUUGUUGAAAUUAGACUUUGAAAUGACGUUAAAAUGAUGUAACACAGGUUGAGUCGUUGGUGCGUGCGCUGAAAGACACGUGCAUGCGAACACACGUGCAUGCGCAACAGCGCACACACAUACACACACGCAGUCUGGCACACACACUUCUCUCAAGUCCUCAGUGUAACAGGGUUCACUGAGUUGAUGAUUGUGCAUAUGUCGUUGAAAUACUCACGCCACCAACUCCACCAACACCUCUAAAAUGUUAAUGAACCCUUUCAUUUUAGAUGACGUUUGUUUGAUGAGUAAGGGAUGCAGUGAGGUAGCCUGGUCCUAUAUCUGCUUGUGCUGUUCACACAAAGCCCCAUAGAGGUAUACAGAACAAACAGAUAUAGGACCAGGCUAACAAUGACAGAGGCUGUUUCCAGCAAUGCUCCAUAUAGUAGUCUGUAACUUGAUCGGGACACCUUACAUAAAAACAAUUACAUUACAUAUGCUUCGGUUUUAGUUCGAGUGCACACCAAUGGUGGAACAGGCUCCCCCACGACGCCAGGACAGCGGAGUCACUGACCACAUUCCGGAGACACUUGAAACCCUACCUCUUUAAGGAAUACCUGGAAUAGUAUAAAAGUAAUCAUUCUACCCACCCCCCCAUAAUAAAAAAAAGUGGUUGUCCCACUGGCUAUCAUAAGUUGAAUGCACCAAUUUGUAAGUCGCUCUGGAUAAGAAAUGACGUAAAUGUAAAUGUUUGUCUGUGACUCUGUGAGUAAGCUGCAUUGGGGAAAAUAUAGGCUAAAAAUACCCUUAUCUUUGUUCUGUUUUGUCCUUUUCCUGGUGCACAGUAAGAGGAUUAGGUUAGAAGGGUGCUUAAUAUACCUUUUUUCAAUGCGUUUUCCCUCAUGUCUGGGUCAAUGUUUCCACCCGAGGCCAUUGAACUGUAACUGUGACAUUUUAACUGUCAUUUUAACACUCCCCUCUUCCCAAAAAAACACUGUUUUAUCAUUCCUCUGCAAUUCAACCAGGCUCAGUCAGCCAAGGAAGAGACAUUUGUCAUUUGAAGUGAAAGGACAACUUUGAACCAAAAGUGUCUAGUUUUGCUGUUAUACCAAUUACCAAAAGUGUCAAGUAGUGUCUAGCUUUGCUGUUACUAAAUCUAAUCUGCUUGCGUAGAGUGGUUUUAUGGUUUAUGGCGUGCAAAUGUGCCAAUGUAUGUGUGUGUGUGUGUGUGUGUGUGUGUGUGUGUGUGCGUGAGUUUGUGUGAGUGCGUGUAUGUGAGCGUGUGUUAGUCUUGUGUGUGUUAGUCCCAUGUGUGCGCGUGUGUGUGCAUGUGUCUGUUAGUCCCCGUGUAUAUGUGAGUGUCUGUGCAUUUUGAGUGGGUGGAUGUGCAGUUGGCACCUGGCGGCUUUGUCACUUUACAUUUGCCUUUCACUGUGUAUUCUGUCUGUGUUGCAGAGCGAGGGAAGGGGAGGCAACGCCAGGCCAUUCUGGGAGAGCAUCCGUCCUCCUACAGCGACAACGGCUAUGGUCAGUGUCGCUCACAUUCGCUGCCUCUCUUUAUCCAUCCCUCCCUCGCUCUUUCUCUCUUUCUCUCUUUUUGUCUCAUGUCUCUCCCUCACACGCACACACACACUCCCUCUCUCUUUAUCCCUCUCAUUCUGACUCAUCUCUCUUUCGCCGUCUCUCGAUCCCUCUCUUUCUGUCUCCUCAUCUCUCUCUUCUUCCACCUUUCUUUCUCCCAGCAUCUCCCUUUCUCUGUAGCCCUCUCUCAGACUCAUCUCUCUCUUUCUCAGAAUCUCUAAUUCUCUCUCUUUAUCAUUCUAUCUGGCUCACCACGUCUACAGUAUCUCUUUUCUUUCCCAUUCCUCUCUUUAUCCAUCCAUCCAUCUCUCUCUCUCUCUCUCUCUCUCUCUCUCUCUCUCUCUCUCUCUCUCUCUCUCUCUCUCUCUCUCUCUCUCUCUCUCUCUCUCUAUCUCUCUCUCUCUCUCUCUGUGACUGUCAUUGUGCAGCUGGGCUUUGGGUAUCCUGUAAUUAAGCUCUGUCACCCACAGACACUUACAUCUGGAGGAGAUGGUGGAGGUUGGAUGGAUGGAAAAACAUGGGGAGGAGGGGUGGUGUCUGCGUAUGUGUGUGUCAUACAGUCAUUGGUGUGUAUGUGUGUGUGUGUAUAUGUGUGUGUCGGGGGUUUGGAAAGAGCGUGAUGAUGUGAUGCGGCCGCUCUUGAAGGCACUUGGUAAUUAGCGAGAUCUCCAGGGGAAACAGGGUGCAGUGGUGUAGAAAAUGGUCUAGGACCUUUUUUAGUACUGCUGGAAUUUUUUCUCCUUCUUCAUGGGGGGCUGGGGGCUGAGGGGGGAAGUUUGCACUGUCAUCUCAACCAUCCCAAAUAAGGUCAUCAUAUGUCUGUGGCAGCUUUUUCUUGUUCUUUCUUUCUCUCUCUCUCUCUCUCUCUCUCUCUCUCUCCCUCUCUCUCUCUGCCCCCCUCUGUCUCUCUCGCACUCUCGCACUCUCUCUAUAUUUCUCUCUCUCUCUGCCCCCUCUGUCACUCCCUCUCUCUCACACACACUCUCUCACUCUCUUUCUCUCUCUCUCUCCCUCUCUCUCUGCCCGCCUCUGUCUCUCUCUCUAUCGCUCUCUCUCUGCCACCCUCUGUCUCUCUCUCUCUCACUAUUUAUUUUUCUCUCUUUCACUUUCUCUCUCUCCCCCUCUCUAUCUUUUGUCUCUCUCUCUCUCUGCCUCUCUCUUUCUAUCUAACUCUCUCUUUCUCUUCUGCCCCCCCCCCUCUCUCUCUCUCUCGCGCGCUCCCUCUCUAUUUCUCACUUUCUCUCUCAUCGUCUUAUUCUCUCUCCCCCCUCACCCUCUCUCUCUCCCACUCUCCAGGGUCACACUGCCCCCUGUUGCCCCUGCCCAGCAAUAACAGGUACAAGAGGAGAUUCCCCCAUGACGCCCAGGAGGUGGUGGCCUACCCCCUGCCCCAGACCUCCUCCUAUAUGGGCCACGCCUCCAGCUCGUCGGUCGCCAUGGUGAGCGGCCUGCACCCCGCCAAGAUGAACUGCACCCGCAUCUUCAACCUCUUCUGCCUGUACGGGAAUAUCGAGAAGGUCAGUGUCAGCGUCUGUUUUCGCACGCGAUUAAAGCUACAGUCUGCAAUUCAAACAACGUCAUUCAUUUAAAAGUCAAAAAAUUGAUGUAUCAAUCCUGGAUUGCCGCUUUAAAUGAGAGGGUUGAGGGCAGUAGAGUAACAGCUAGUGUGACUAGGGGCUGGAUGCAAUCAAAGGUGCCAUGGCAAUCUUUAUGCAGUAGCUUUGGUUACAGAAUCACUGCCAGCAACCUACCACUGUGAGGGGAGUACCUACCAGUUUGUUUCAAUUGAAUCCUGAACCAUAAUAUGUUUUAGAUUGAGACUUAUUCCAUUUGGUCUCUGUUUAAACGCGGAUAAAAACUAAAGUGUGCUUAGUGAUUAGUUGACCAAUCAAGUGUGCUGGUACUGGAGUAGUACUGGCGUACUCGAAGAGAAGCCAUUAGUAGGGGAAAUGCAAAACUGACCCAAGAUCAGCGUCACCUAGUAGAAUAUCAGAAGGUCUGUAUGGAUUCACAGUGAUGCCAUUCGGUCUUAUUUACGCCCCCAGGUGAAGUUUAUGAAGAGCGUCCCAGGCACCGCACUGGUAGAGAUGGGAGAUGAGUACGCUGUGGACCGAUCCAUCACACACCUCAACAGCAUCAAGGUGUUCAGCAAGAGGCUCAACGUCUGGUGAGGAGGCUACAUGUUUCACCUUUGACCCCCACCCCGUGAACCCUAGCUUGAUGAGCAUGACAUUUCUCUUUCUCAGUUCAUCUUUCCUCGAUUCCUCGGGUCAUCUCUCCUUGCCUCCUUCUCAAAAUACAUUGGAAGAACAGGUGUAAGGGAAGCACCUUGGAUCUUCUCCUCAAAUGCGUUUUGAGAAGGAGGCAAGAAGAGAGGAUGCGAGGCCAUUUCUUGAAAGAGACAUUGUUUGAAUACUUAUAACCUAAUGGUCCCCUUGGUUUCAUCUAGUUUUAGAUCAGUAAUUACUUAUAGAAAGGAAGGAAAUGAGUAUUUUAGAAUGAUUUUAAAAGGGCCUAUGCCAUGAUACUUAACAGCAUGCUUUCGCUAAAGCAACAGAAACAAAAAUGUAUAGUUUGGCUUACAUAACUUGUAACUCUUUAUUUUGGCCUUACAUAAUAAAACGUUCCUUAAGUAAAUGUUGUAAUUUAUAACCUAAAUAUACUAUUCUUACAUUUAGAUUAAACAUUUCAACAUUUACUUUAGAAACAUCAUUAUCAUCAAUCUGUUACUUAGCAAGUUUGGGUUUUGGAAUCUUCAAAGCGUUAUGAAAAAAGGACAGAGUAGGUGCACAAAGGCCUUAUUUGUCUCGACAGCGUUGGCUGUUCAAAGGCUCUGUAUGGGUUGCGUUGCGUUGUCCUAUCGAAUUGGCAGCCUCCAUCCAUCAGAAUAAUUAAUUGCCUUAGCUGCUAGAUCCAGUUUAGAUGAGGCUUCGUUCAGCUGCGCUGGGCUUAAACCCCGCCGCAAGGAAUUCAAAAGCGUUUCAUUAUGUUGGCGGACGGUCCACCAGCAUCUGACUGCAUAGCCAAUCUGAAGACAUUGCUGCAACAUAUGAGGCGUUGUUUGUAACAUGCUAUAUGUUGUGAAAUACAUAUUUUUCCAUAACAUGUUAUAAACAAUGCCCCAAAUAGUAUAGCAUGUUACAAUACAAAUGCCCAAAUAAUUAUAGCAUGUUAAAAACGGCACUCUCAUAGCAACUCUUCUAUAUCUAGGCCUCUGAAUGAGAGACUGCAUAGCAUUGUAAAACCUAAAGGGCAUUUCAUAAAUCACCUUCAACCCGUUGGGAGUUAGUCUCUCGCAGCACUAAGCCGAUACGUACCUAACCUCUCGCUCCCCUCUGCCCUUGAGAGCCAAUUUGUUAUUAGAGGGUCGGAAACGUUUUUUUCAUGUUUACUCCUCCUAUCCCUAUCUGUGCCUUGGCCUCAUGGAUGUAUAAACCCCAUUGAACAUGCUCUCUUUUUGUUCACCCACUAUAGGAGAGCUGCAAACAUAGAAUUACAUAUAGAUUCUCUAUGGCUGGCAAUCUAUCAGUUGCGUUCUGAUUCCUCUCCUUUUACUCUUCUUCUCUCUUCCCCCAUCCCUCCCUUCCCUCUGUUUUAUAUCUUCUUCGUUAUCUACACCUCUUCUCCCGCUGUCGUCUGUCCUGUCUGUCUGUCUGUCUAUCUUGUCUGUCUGUCUGUCUGUCUGGUCGUCUGUCUGUCUGUCUGUCUCGUCUGUCUGUCUGUCUGUCUGUCUGUCUGUCUGUCUGUCUGUCUGUCUGUCUGUCUGUCUGUCUGUAUCUAUCUAUCUAUCUAUCUAUCUAUCUAUCUAUCUAUCUAUCUAUCUAUCUAUCUACAUCUACUAUCUAUCUAUCUAUCUAUCUAUCUAUCUAUCUAUCAUAUCUAGCUAUCUAUCUAUCUAUCUAUCUAUCUAUCUAUCUAUCUAUCUAUCUAUCUAUCUAUCUAUCUAUCUACCUACCUAUUGCUCCAUCCAUUCAUCCCUCCCUCCCUUCCUCGAUCUUUCCCUCCCUCCAGUGUGUCCAAGCAGCACGCGGUCAUCCCCAGUCAGGUGUUUGAGCUGGAGGACGGCAGCAGCAGCUACAAGGACUUCGCCAUGACCCGGAACAACCGCUUCAGCAGCGUGGGCCAGGCGUCCAAGAACAUCAUCCAGCCGCCCGCCGCUGUGCUGCACUUCUACAAUGUCCCGCCCUGCAUCACUGAGGACGAGCUGCAGAGGGUGGGUGUGGAGGGGAUGGAGGGAGGGAGGGGUGGGUGUUUAGGCUGGAAUGGUGACUGAUGUCUAGAGAGGCAGGAGGUGGGGGUAAGGGGAGGUUGAACCCUUUCUAUAGUGGAAUUAAAAGUUUGGAUGACCCUGAGAAUGGGUAACAGGAGACACCUGCCUAUAGGGUAGAGAGGACGCAAGUGGGGAGAUUGUUCUUACAUUUUUUAUAAACAGGCAUUCAAAUGUUUGCAAUAUGUCAAGUUAUUUGGCAUCAGACAGACAUUAGCCCCGUGGCCCUCCAAUACCAGGUUUGAAUAACACUGGCCUAUAGUAGCCUAUUUAUUGUCCAGUGUUGAGAUUCAUAUCAUAACAUCGCCAUCUAGUGGAUUAUGUAUACAAAACACUGAAUGAAGCAAUGACGCAAUAGCUGAACCCUUUCUGUUGUGUGCUUUAUCGUUAGUUAUGUACAGAGCACGAUGUACCCAGUUUCAUCAAGUUCAAAGUCUUCGAUGCAAAACGUAAGUGCUCAUUUCAUUCAUUAUGUUGGUCUAAAUGGACGUUAUAUAACAUGAGUCAAUUCAGCUGUUUUUCUAAUGAAUGUGUCCGCAACAGCUAGGCACCUAGAUUAUAAAUGUAAUUAAUAAGGAAAUAGAUAAAUAAUAUUCUACUAUCAUUGAUAUGAAUAGACCAUUAUGAAUGCUUUUCUAUAAAUGUUUAUAAAUGCUUUCAGAAUUAUCAUACAUGUUGUAAAUGCUUAUGAAUUGUAAUGCGUAUCAAUGUUUACAAAUGAUGAAAUACUUAUUUAUGAAUAGUUUAUAGUUUAUUAAUGCCUAUUCAUGAAAGUUAUUAUAAAGCGUUACCGACAUAUUGUUAUGUAUUAUUAACAAUCAGUUUCACAUGUUGUCUUUUCCCAUCACUAUCUUUUGAAGUUGGCUGAUGUUUUUCCCUCUCCCUUCUAGCCAGCUCCAAAACUAUCUCAGGCUUAUUCGAAUUUGACAACAAGACACACGCUGUGGAGGUUUUAACAGUCCUCAACCACCACCAGAUCAGAAUACCAAGUAAGUACUGUGUACUACUCCGAAGUGAAUGACAUAAGAAUGCUUGCUUCAAUGACAGAAAAGUAGCGAGACAUAAUGAAAAGAGCGAGACAUAAUGAAAAGAGCGAGAGAUAAUGAGAGAAUGAUAGAAAGAGAAUGUGUCACCUAUGCCAACACCGUAUGUGUGCCAGAGACUGCAGCCAUAACCACUAGACAACACAUGCCACCUCCUCUGUCUCUUUUAAGUAGUAUACUGUAUAUGGAGACUGUUUAAUGCCAAAAGUAUGGGGUUAAAUACCUGUACAAAUAUAUAUAUAUAUAUAUAUAUAUAUAUAUAUAUUUCUUAUAUCUCUCAGAUAUUUGAGAGACACUUCAGAAAAACUUCCUUUUUAUAUUUUUUGGGGGACUGUCUGUUGUUCCAUGUAGUGAAUCUGUUAUUCAAUACGUUUGAAUGGACUAAUAGCAGUAAGGCCCAAAAUAAUUUUUCAGCAAAUAUAGAUAUAUUUUUUGGGGGGGAUAAAAUCAAAAUCAAAUAGCUAAAUGAUUCUUGGUAUGACCUUCUUAAAACAAAUACAUAUAGCUUAGUAGAACCCCCCUCCCCCAACUUAGACAGGCCUUAGACUCUUAUUGGUUAACAAAACAACUAUGCUACCCAAGCAUAAUGGUAAUAUUCAAUAGCUGACUAGUGCAGUAUGAUUGCAUAGAACCAAAACAUUUGUUAUAAGAUAGUUGAAUUGUAUAUGUUAACAUUAAUUCUGAUAUUGUAGGCCACAUCUAAAAAUAUAUUUUCACCAGAUCUUUUUCAGAGCUUAUUUGAUUGCUAAAAAUACCAAUUAGUGAAAAAAUAAUAUUAGAAUUGGGCUGCUCGUCUAAACGCAGGCUAACUGACUUUCAAUGUAAACCAUUGUUUUUUCAAGUCUCUCUAACCUGUAGCAUGGAAUAAAGCUAGGUAGUAAUGCUAGCCUGUGCAUGUCAUUGACAGGUGCUUAGCUUUACUCCAUGCUUCAGGCUGCAUUACACUUCUUCUGAGGGGUUUCCCUAAUAGAACUCCCAGUCAUACUGUCGGUUGGUGGAAAUCCCCAUCGGUUGGUGGAAAUCCCCAUCGGUUGGUGGAAAUCCCCAUCGACUGAGGAUGAGGGGUCAUCAUUAUGUAGCUGUGUAGAAAUUAUGAAUAAUAAUAAACUACAUUUAUCAAUCGGACGCCAUUAUUAUGUGAAUAAAUGCAACAGACCCUGUGCGUCUCUGAAGGAUCUAGCAAGAUAGUGAAUCAUUGCAUCACCGACUCAGUAUGACUAUAAUGAACAUGUGUCUAUCUUGCACUAUUAUGCAAUUAUUAAGAGGCUAGAUACAAAUAGCUAAUGCAAUGUUCUAGCAUUAAUUUAUUGAGGCAAGCAGCUCAGGGAUGUCAAGUUGGUACCCAAGCAUGUGCUAUGUGUUUAGUGUAAUUAACAACUAUCAAAUUAAAGGCAAAUAGUCAAUCAAAUAAUGACUCUGUAAAACGAGGAAUGGAUUUACUCAAUUCAACUAAUAUAAUGUAUCAGUCACAAAAUAAUUGACACUCAAACAAUUACAGUGUACAUGAAAUACAUGAUACAUUACAGAAUAACACAGAGUACAUGACUAUCACCAACAGGCUAAGACUUCCGUUCAGAAUCAUCUCUAAGAGAAAAAACGAUGUGUGUCUGAUACACACAGGAGCUUGGUAGCAAGUUCUCAAAGUAUGAGCAAAUUCACUGCCCUUUUAACCAAAUUCAAGCAGGAACACACCCCCAACCUGAAUAAACAUUUCUUAGCACUUUGCUAGUGAAAACAAAAGGCAGGAAAACACACCCAGAUUCAUAUCUAAUCAACUCAAUUUGAAUGUUAUGACUGGACAACAGGAAUGUGCCUGAUAACCAGUCAACCCAAUAUACAAUUUCAAUCCAGUUACUUUAAAAAUACAUAAACCAGAAUGCAUAUCAAAAUGUGCAGCUCUUCAUAAGCUCUUGAAACAAACACUACAAUUUAAUUCACACAGUAACAGUCGUCACUCCUCUCAUCAGUGACCCCAGGAUUUCUGUGGAAAAGUCUCAUCCUGGAGAUUGCCACUGUGAAGGUGUGGCUCUCUCUUGUGAGAUUUUUAUUUAACUAGGAAAGUCAGUUAAGAACAAAUUCUUAUUUACAAUGAAGGCUUACCCCGGCCAAACCCUCCCCUAAGCCAGAUGUCGCUGGGCCAAUUGUGCUCCCGAUCACGGCCAGUUGUGAUACAGCCCGGGAUCAAACCCGGGUUUGUAGUGACGCCUCUAGCACUACGAUGCAGUGCCUUAGACCACGACGCCACUCGGUCCCCCAUAUACAGCCAGCCAUCCAGACAAUGCCAAAUUGAAUCAACACGCCAGGCUAGCCGCUAGACGCCUCUUCAUCACUGGUCUUCAUCAUCGUUCACAGUUGUUCACUCUCUCUAUUUUUCGACUACAAUACAAGUUAAAUACAUUUUUGUUGUAUUCUUCACUUGUGCUCCUCCCUUACACAGCAGGUAUUCACCUUCACACGGGCCGACAACGCAAACAAAAGCCAAUAGACGUAACUUUUAAAACAAUUUUUAUUGUGAGGCAAAACAAAAAUGGAGCCCACCCCCCAAACACCUCCAUUGUGUGCUUUCAUUAUUUGUUUAGUGGCAGAGAAGGAAAAUUGCAGGAGAAAGCCUUGUUUUCUGUAAUAAUAAUGUCUGUCAUACAGAGAGCCUGACGGGGGUGGCAGACCUAAGGUCCCAGUUAGCUGGAAAUAGUCAGAAUACAGAAUAUAAGGAGUAACCCCUUGAGGCAACACAACACACACACAAACACUCACUCCAUCAUUUGCUCACUCACACAUAAUAUGCACAUACAUUUAUACUGACUUUACACACCCACACACCCACUCACAUGCAAGUUGCUGCUACUCUGUUUAUCUUAUAUCCUGUUGCCAAGUCACCUUACCCCUAUACAUAUCUACCUCCAUCACCCCAGUAUCCCUGCACAUGUAAAUAUGGUAUUGGAACUGUCUUUUUAAAUAUUCCCUGUAUAUAGUAUACUUACUUAAUUAUUACUUUAUUGUGUAUUUCUUAUUCUUAUUCUUAUUUCUCGUGUUUUUUUGUUUGUUUUUUUGUAAUACAUUGUUAUGGAUUAUUGCAUUGUUGGGCUUUGAGUUAGCAAGAAAGGCAUUUCACUGUACUUGUGCAUGUGACAUUAAAACUUGAAACUUGAAACUGGAAACAUGAUCCUGACUAGUAAAUACCAGGCAUUCAGUUGAAAUGUUGAUACAUAAAGAUACAUGACAUAUUAUAAGCGUUAUUAUAAGACAUUAUAAAGGCUUGUGCAUGCUUAUAACAAGUAGUAAACAAUUAUACCUGCAGGCUACCUCCCCUGUGAUCUAGAAAAUGUAUAGAGCAAAUGUUGCUACCGAGUGUUUUAUCAAAGUUAGCUCGAUAACUCAUUGAUCCUGUCUCUUUAAAAGAACACUCUGUAACACUUUACUUAAUAAGUUGGCCUUUUAUAUGGAGUGGUUUCAGAAUCUUUAGCUGGCUAACUUACUGCCUCUGCUUCAUGAAAUAUGCCACCAGGGCAUUGCUCAAACUGACUAGUGUCAACACAUGAUUAUUUAGAGCAAAUGUUCACACACACACAUACGCACAAAAACACACACACACACGCACACACACACACACACACACACACACACCCCACAAAGUAAAUGUAUAGAGUUAAACGUGUGUGCAAGUCAUGUAUGUUUUAUCCUCUCCUCAUCCCUUCUUCCUAUUCUGUCUUUCCACCUGCAGAUGGUUCCAACCCUUACACCCUCAAGCUUUGCUUCUCCACUUCCUCACACCUCUGA
Molecule: messenger RNA, 31563 nt
Organism: Coregonus sp. 'balchen'
Lineage: Eukaryota; Metazoa; Chordata; Actinopteri; Salmoniformes; Salmonidae
Source: the annotation of a GenBank genome assembly